AAUUGAUCACAGAAAACAGGUCUAAUAGACACCUUUGAACAGCCUGCUCUUCUAGACCGAACAAGGAGGGAAGGAAACGGUAGUGGAGUGACAUCUACAGCAGUCUGAUCAUCACAGGCUCUCUUUGUUGUUGGACUAGGGGCUUUUUGCGCAGUCUUUUUGGCCCUUUCCCUACUUUGCUCAUUUGGCACUCUUUGCAGCUUGCCCCGGAUUGUUGAACCACUCUGCUGCUCAGUGAGAGGGACGAAGAGACAUCACGAUGUCUACAAUGAUACCGUCAUCAAAGCCACCGUCGGAAUCGGUGGCCAGGAGCCUGGAGAACCUGUCGCUCCUGGAGAAUGUGUUUGAGAAGCUGUACUCGUUAUUGCCGAUUGAAUCGGACAAGACGUUGAUUGAGGUUGAAGAAUGCCAACUCUUUCUCAGCGUACGCAAGUCACUCGUGGCCAUGUCGUCGUCAGAGUUGAUGAGUGGCAUUGUGCACCACGUUACUGGAUUGCUGGAGAGGAUUAACCAGCACGACAACUAUCUGGUUCUAAGACAGAGAGAGGUGUCCAGUUUGGCAUCGAUGCUGAUCAUUCUGCGGUUGCUUGCGGACUUGAUGAAGUCCAACUGGGACUCAAAGGACACGCCGGUACGGAAGAACUCAGUGGGGUCCUCCCACUCAGCGCAGUCGUCGUCGUCAAGCGGCACAGCCGUUGGACUGGGCAGCGCAGCCAUUGACUACCAUUCUGUCCCACCAGACAAGAUCGAUUCACAGGUUGCCCUAAGGGCAAUCCUUCUCGUAUCGAGGCUCAAAUCAACAAACACACUGGCACAAGAGUUGUCAUUGAUAAACGGGAAACCAUUACCGUUACCACCGUUAUGCGAGGAUGUCGCUGUCAGAACACACCUUGACGCAAUUGAUCUGAACUGUGAAGCAAUCUUGAGAUAUCUCGGUGCAGCUAACGUUCGUGACUUCUAUGAGUUCACAGUCUCAAAGCUAUCCGUGUUGAAGCAUAACAUUGGUAACGAUAGCGAGUUUGCUCCUUACCUGGAGCUCUUUGCCUCGGUUUACUUGGACGAACAGUGGUUCUAUCUCUACUUGAAGCAUAUCAGACACAUCAUGACAACGGUUCGGAAGCCAGCAUAUCGUCAGCUAGUGCUGUCGUUCUUCACCAAGUCGCUAAAGAUUUGGAUCUAUUCGAGGCCCCAGGAGUUCUUGAACUCUUCAAAGGAGGAUUCGAAGGCAUCCACUGAAGCAGAAACACUCUUUGACGAGAUGCUCUCCUUGCCAGACUCCACGUUGACGAAAACGGGCCAGAAUCAAAGUGCAGGGAAACAAUUUAGAUCCCAUUUCAAGUUCAUUGGAACUUUGAUGGCAUUGAACCCACGAGCCUUACAGGGAUACCUUGAAGGAUCAACACCCUCUAAGAACAGCACGCUGAAGAAGUUUACAAACUUCGGCACCAAUAAGAAGCAGAAGUUCCUGACGAAUGUCAUGAAAGUGCUGGAGCAAUCUCAAUUGAAGGACAGUUCCGAUAACGUGUCGAUGCUCGAAUCCCUGGACUUUGUUGUGGCAAUUGCCCAGGUUGCAUCUUCCAUUUACGCCUAUGACCCAAACAACGUUGCAGUGCAGUAUACGUUAGAGACGUAUCACAUUGUCUCCAGGGUUCUCGUGCCAAUCAACAUCACCAAGUCUUCACCAACGUUGUUCAACCCUUCAACUGUGGAAUCUGCGUUUUUGAACCAUACAAGAAUGGACUAUUAUACAAGCAUGUGCAUUAUGAAUUCAAAGACCUUCAUCCCUAUCCUGGUGGACAUACUGAACGACCAAUCUUGCCAGUUGGAUACACUGAACAUCACUUGUUCCAUUCUGAGACAAUUCUCUGUCAAUCCCGUGUGGCUGGGUGCUCACCAGAGCCAGCUGUCCGCAAUGCUGCCAUCUUUGAGGAAAGUGAUGAUCAGAAUGGGGGCAUUGGUGAAAUCAAACUCGUUUAAUGCUUCUACGCUAAAUGACGAUGACGAGACAGCUAGUUUGGGCAAAGUUUCAAGCGCAUCGAGUACUGACAACUAUCAGUACAGAUCAUUGAUUGCUUCAGAGGCCAAGACUCCAAUCCCUGGGGACUUGUCGAGACUGGGCUCAAACUCAUCUUCAGCGUUGUCCACACCUACUGCAAAAGCAGAUAAGUUCAGAGAGUCUGCUAAGAACUUGUUGAAACAUCAUCACUCAGCGAACCAUGUAUCCUCUAUGCAUGCGAAUAGUUACUCUUCUGACGACACAAAGUCGUUAACUGAUAAAGACACCAAUGCGUUAUCUGUUCCUAGACAGAUACUGUUGAAUGGUUUUGAUAUCUUCAAGAAGAACCCACACUCUUACUUCUUCGCCAGUGGCGAGGUUUGUUCUCAGGUGGAGUUGAUAACCCUUGUUGAGAAUGCAUCGUUGUUCUUAGAUCCUCUUGUCAUUGCCCUGAGGGAUUCCAAUAACAAGUUGUCAUUUGCUGCUAAGCAGUUCAUCCAGAGCUUUGUCUCUGUGACGACAAUCUCAGAUAACCACGAGGCAGUGGCUAGCAGUUAUACAGGUGCUGCCUUGAUUGGAAACGUUAUUGCUCGAUCAAUCUUGAACCUGAGCUCCUCGGUGAACACAAGAAAGCACAUCAUGGAACACUUUGUCAGGAUUUUAGAGUACAGAACUAACUUGUACAGCUUGCUGGUCCAUCAUUCGUCAUUCAAAGAUAUUAUCAAAUGGGAAUAUGACAUCUACACGGAGCUGAUGUCUCCCAUUGACCAGGCACUCUUGUUCAUUCUCUGCAUUCCAAGUGUGGAAACAUACGGAUUGACAAAGAAGGGUUACAAGGCAUUCUAUCAGGAACUCGACAAGAGUAAAUCACCGGAGGUGAUACGAUCCAAUUUCGCCUUCUAUGCUUCCGUGAUGAACGACAGCACCUUCACCACCGGUACAGUUGCUCUACAGAAGGUGACUCGUAAGUUCUUCCUCAAGCUAACAGAUCCCACGCCGUCACUCAUCGCUGCAUGGCUGAAAAUAUAUGAUAAAUGGCGUCAAUUUGCACUGGUGGAUUACAACGAAUUGACCCAGACGGAACUGGCAAACUUCAGAAACUUUGCAGCAUUCAUUGCAGCCAUAUCGGGUAUCUUUUGUGAUGAGGAGAUCGCCUGCCAACCCUGGUACACGCCAGAGAUCCGUUCCGAUAUCAGAGACAAGAUAGACACCUUCAUCGACCACCAGUUUUCCUUGCUACGUGAAGACGGCUUGGUGACAAGAGAGAAUGCCAGAGAGAUUCUCGCAGUUGAGUGCAAUCCUAAAACUUAUCCACGGAUGGUUCGUCUCUUGACACCUGUUGUUGAGACGUUAUACACCAACUCUAGCACUCUAGCCGAGAGGGAUUUGACCAUCAUUGACCAUAUCAUUGCGCUGAUCAAGGCUGUUUUGAACAAGGGUAGCGAUCUCGUUAUCUUUGGAUGCUCCAUUGAUAUACUCCAGGCUGUUGACCAGCUAUCUGCUAUUGUGGACGCCAUGAAGACUUCUGACACUAUUCUGAAGCUAAAAAUCAGACUGUCCAUGCUGUUUGCAGAGGUUGAGAAGAGUAGAAGCCAGCUCAUCACGGGAAGCGCAUACAAGAUCAGAAACAAGUUUCUCAGAUACGUUUACAAUUGGUUCGACGAUUCCGUCUCCAGCAUGUCAAAGUUCCAUAAGCAGACUCUUGCUGCUACGGUAUCAAAGGACUGGGAUUAUAUGUAUCUGGAUAUUGCCAUUGAGAGUUCGAACGCUCUGUCUCUAGCUCUCGAAGACCUUGUCUUGGAGGCCCAGCAAGUGCUGAAUAUCCGUGAGUUGCAAUACUCAAAGUCAAGUCUCUUUAGCAUUUAUUUCAGAACGUUUUUGAAAGCAUUGGAGAGAUUCAGCGUUACCGAAGACUUCCCUGUUUCCAUGAGACAUAAAGUGAAGACAACGUCCGACAAUAUUGUUGUUUGUCUAACGAACUUACUGAAGUCAAAUGUUGAUGUUGGUCUCCAGUAUGCCCUUCCAAUUGGUUACUACAAUAACCUGGCGAUAAGAGUCUCCUUUUUGAAGGUGUUCAUCAGCAUUGUCAACAGUUAUUCGAAAUUGGGGCAAAAUGAAACACCUCAGUGCAAGGCUCGUAUGGUGUCCAAUAUCUUCAACUUGAUGUUGAAACACCCCAAGUUCAUGAAUGCUCUGGGGAACGCUGCUCCAGCGUUUGAGGCUCCAGCCUUUGCGUCGUGUGCGCUUUGCCUGUCGAACAGCAUGAACCAGAGUGCAAAUUUGAUCUCGUACUUGGUGGAGCAGGAGAUCAUGGCAGCCACAAGCUACUCAGAUAUUUUGAGAAGGAACAGUUUUGCCAGUCGUUCAUUGGCAGCCUUUGGUCGUACAGUUGGGCUGGAGACUCUCGUGACAACGCUGAGACCCAUACUGACUGAGAUCAGGGACUCAGAGACGGACAUUGAAGUGGAAAAGCUAUCACUUGAGGAUCCAGACGGCCAGCAAAACCUGAAGAAUUUCAUGCAUUACCUUACCAAGUUGGUCAACGUUAUCAUCAACUCAUUCGACAAUAUUCCGUUGGAGUUCAAGUUUGUGUGUAAGAAGAUUUCUGAAGCUGUCGAUGAAAAGUUUGCCAACUCGAGAUUGAUUGCUGUUGGAUCAUUCAUCUUCUUGAGAUACUUCUGUCCGGCUAUUGUCAGUCCUGCUACCGAGAAGAUUGUCAUUGUUCCCGACCGUCAGACCCAGAGAAAGUAUCUUCUCUUAACAAAGGUCUUACAGAACAUGGCCAACGGCACCAUUACCAGUCUAAAGUGGCCCUUGCUCAGAACUAGGGAAGCGGAACUUUUAGAGCUCAACUCCAAGCUGAAUGACUUCCUGGAUAGGCUCACCCACGUUGACGACGACGUGAGCUUCGAGUUCAAAGUCCCAAGUGAUAUGAAACAAGGUGACUACAAUUUCCUGCACACGUUUAUGUAUGAGAAUUGGAGUCUCAUCAGGAAAGAGUUCUUGGAAACCGUUUCGGGUGCAUCUGACUUGGAGUACUUCAGAACAAUAGCAGGGCAGAUUGACCAGUUUCUCAGAUCUGCUGGCCAACCUACGAUGAUGUUUGGAUACGAGCUACCACCAUCCAUUACACCCGAAGCGAACCCGGAUCUCUAUGAUUUCAUGAACAAGUAUGCCACGAAAGAGCUCGGCGACCUCUUGGACUACUCCUUCAUUUACCAGAGCUAUAGUCAAGAUGGCACGCCACUGUUGGUUUUCUCUUAUUCCGAAUAUGAACGGGUAAAGGACUUUGACGAGGAGCUCAUUCUGUACAGAAUGAUACAACUUGCGUCUAAGAUUUGGGAUCAUAAGUUCCUCUUCGUGAUUGACUGUACUGGAAACAAUGGUACGACGUUAUUUCCUAGAAGGUCGAUGUUGAUCUUUGGCGACUUUGCCCCCGAUGUAAUGCGGAAUAACUGUGAAUCCGUAAUCUUCUACAACGUCUCCUCUGGGUUAUACCCCAGACUGAUGGAGACCGUGAAGAAGAACCAGUCAUUCCAAAACGUUCCAUCGGACAAGUUCAAGUUCAUCUCUGGCAACUCGGAUCGACAAGCCAUCAUGAACCUGAGCCUCUCCAACCAGGCCAUGCACGCGUAUAGUGAUGUCAGAGUGAACUUCUCAGAUGUUUCAUUGUUCCAGAACGACCAGGGAAGAUUUAUACCAGUGAGCAUGAGAAUUGGUAACGAGUUCUUGCAGAUAUCUCAGACAACACCGCAAAGAGUCAUGCUGAGAGGUAACUUGAAGGAGAUAAGCCUGAAUGAUGUCUACCACCUGGAUAAGAUACAAAGCGUUGCUAUUUCUGAGAAGACGUCAGUGCCCAAUGAAAUUACAAUCACCUUCACAGAUGGUCAGGAGCUGGUGAUCUCGUCGUCGAAAUAUUUGGAGAUUAUGAGGCUUCUGUAUUUCACCAAGAACAGGGCUUACACGUCGAACCAAAAGAGCGACCUCAACCAGGAGUUACAGAAGAAUCCAGAGGACCUGCUUGGUCAGCUGUUCAAUGUCAUUUUCCUAGGACUGACGUCGACAUCGGAUGAGGUGAGAUCGAUCUCUUACAAUCUCUUAGCAGCCUCACAGAAACACUUCCAUCUCGAGUUCAACAGAGAGAUUGUCCAGUUCCCCGAGGUGUACUUCCCAAAGGACAACAAUCCGUUUGUCUUUGAGCUUUCGUCCAUGCUGGCCAAGUCGCUGCCCUCCAUGACCGAUGAGUUCAUCUCUGCUUUCUUCGAUGUGUACAAUGACUCCGUCACUGUACGUCAAAGACACGCUGCCCUGUUAUACGUGUCACCGUGGGUCUACAACAUUUCGGAACACGUUUACAAGGCAGACGCUGAGAAUGGGAGGGACAUUACUUCCAAGAUGAUCUCUGGGUUCUUGAACCUUGCUAGCAAGGAUCCUUUGUUUCUGAGCACCUUGAACUCGUUGGUUUUCCAAAAGAUCUGUUUUGAUGAUGAGUUGAGCGGACUCCUUGUUGACGAAGUUGUGCUGAACGCAAUUGACAGAGUAGCUGAAGGUGCUGAGUGGAAGAGCCUUCUUUCCUGCCUGACCUGCUUCCCAACAAUCGCUAUAUGCGGGCAUGUUGUGAAUAGACUCAAGGGUUUAUCAACCAUACCUUUCCCAAACGCCAAGGGGAAGUACACUCUUGAAUCACAGAGCACAUGGACACAGGCCACGGUGCUGGUGCACAUCGCUGUCUCUUUAUUCUUCGAUUCGUUGCUGUUCACAGAGAUGUUCCUACCUGAUAUCUUCCAUAUCAUCACUCUCCUGAUCGAUGUUGGACCACGGGACUUGAGAAUUGGCUGUCAUCAGUUGCUGUUGAAUGUGUUGUUGAACUUUUUGUCCAAGAAGAGCAUUCCACAGUCGUCUAAGGACGUCAUUGCUUCAAACGUGAGCCAUUUCACUUCCCACAGAUCGAGACUACUGUUUGGGUUGAACCGUGAGAGCCCAGACUCGUUUCCAACGGAAAUCUCAAAGUUCAAUGCUCGGAUUAGUUCGUUGGAGUCACUCGUGGCCUCCUUGUUAGAGGUGAUUGAGGUUGCUGGUGAUAGAGAGGACAAGGCUGUAUGGUUAAGCAGAUGGAACAGAUACGCAGUUGACUCCAUCUGUCGUCAGGACUCCGUUUUGAGAGGAAGAGCUCUGAUCCUGAUUGGUAUCCUUGCUAAGGAAGGCAUUGAGGACAUCAUUGUCAAGUCUAUCAUCAAAUAUAUCCACGGCAUAUGCUCCGAGGAUCUCUCAGAUCCUAAAUCUGUCUAUCUGCUGAUAUGCGCAGUUUUCUCGCUCAAGAAGAUAAGCGAAGGCCUUCUCGUUGAAUCAGAGCUGUUUGGAAGCAUGUUUUGGCUGUCGGUAUUCAUCUCGUACACGAACUUCUGUCCUUUGUUUCAAAGUGGGCUCAAGUUCAUGAUCAAGACCCUUGAAUGCAUGAGUAUCAAGGAGAAAUUCCCAGGGGGUGAGACCAUUGGUACCAUAAUGGCAAUAAAGAGUGAGUUCAGCGAUGAGCUGUUGUUUGCUGAGAGCAGAUGCAAUGUCUACAUCACCGCAGAGAACUUUGACCAGGUGCUGUUGUACUUCAUUAUCAAGGGCUUGCAGCUCUCCUACGCCAAGGCACCGGCCAUCGAUAGCCUAUGCUCGCUCUUUCAGUUCAGGUUCAUGAACGAGGCCAUCAAGGGAGAAGUGCAGGGACACAUGGACAUGGCUCCCCUGUGCUAUAUGCUGAUGUUGUCUAUUCUGAUGAACCCGAAGGACUUCCGUCAAAUCCUGGACGACACGGACCUCUGCGACGACUUCUACGUGCUGAAUGACCAGAUGCAACUGCCAAAGCUUCUUGCUGACUUCCUUCUGUCUGACUCCGACACCUCCAACUUAACCUUGAUCCAAGCUGCAAACUACUUCAGCCAGGGAAACCCCAACGAGAAAACGUGUCUCCGUUUCAUGACCAUCCUGAAGUUCAUCGGACAUAGAAACCCGGCCCUGCUGAUGAAAGUGUACCACAUGGUGAAGAUGAAGAUCCGUGCCAUGAUCUCCUCCAGCACCAUAGAUAGCGACUUGCUAUCCGAGGCUCUCGACGUUGCGGCCAUCGCAGUCACAAUGCCCGAGUACGAGGACGACAGCUCCAUGAGGACCAGCACAGAGGAGUUCCUGCACACGUUCAAGCUGAAGGGCAUCCUCAACUUCAACUUCCUCGCACCGGACGACAUCUCCAACGCAACCUUGGCUGAGCUCAGAAAGUACCCAAGCAUGUCGAUCAUGAAGGGCAUGCUGUGCAAGAUCUCGAAGGAGACCUGACCGUGUCCGUCUGUUCCCCAACACUGUAUUGUUAUACUGCUAUGUAUCGAUGUAUCUAAGUAUGGACAAAUUGAUCUGUAGGGCAUCGGUACGGUGAACGCGAUUUGGACCUUCGCUAACGCUCCAGUAAAUCUCGAAUCACCGCUAUCUUUGCAAUCAACUUGCGCUGCGCGGCCCGUCGGGUAUUGACUUUAAUGCCUGGUCCUUCCAUUUAAUAGGAUGAUAAUUUUUCGAAACUAACGAAAUCAACGCUUAAAUGAGUCUU
Molecule: messenger RNA, 8579 nt
Organism: Williopsis jadinii
Lineage: Eukaryota; Fungi; Ascomycota; Saccharomycetes; Phaffomycetales; Wickerhamomycetaceae
Gene: IRA2
Product: Ras GTPase activating protein IRA2
Exons: 1
Coding region: 260-8314 (2684 amino acids)
Biological process (GO): regulation of GTPase activity
Source: RefSeq, a predicted model, not a curated record